UGUGAUAGCGUUGGAGAUAUAUGAGAGAGACGUGUGUGUGUGUGGCAACACCGAGCUUGUAAACACAGCUGGCGGGGCAAGUCUGAGGGUCGCUGAGUCUUGGUCAAAAAUAACUUGUGGUUGUGUGCAGGAUGAAGUACACUCUUGUUGCCACCAAAGACAAGCCUGGGCUCCCCAGCGGCACCAACGAGAGCCAGACAGUGGUGGAAGGCUGUGGCAAGUUGGACUUUGGUGAAUACGAACUUGAACUCUGGGAUUUAAGGUACAAUAGCAUCUUACGCAAUCACAUGCAAAAUAUGCAAGGGCAUAAUAGCGGAAAGUCAUGGCUGCGGGACUGGCUGAGGCCAUCAUGUGUACCCAUUACCAUCAUCGUAACACUUUCGACGCUCAUUGUUGCCAUGGCUCUCCUGGAUGACAGUAUCUCCCGUAACCAGAACAAGUACUCGGAUUGCGAUCGGUGCAGCUUUCGAUUGGUUGAAAGUAUUCCUGAGAAUCUGACCUACAGCCCAGGCAGCAUCCAGUAUCCUAGUAUCUAUAGUGCUUGGACAUCCCUCAUUGAUGAUGCAGAAGAGUCCAUUGACAUAGCUGCAUUUUAUUGGACAUUACUUAAUGAUGAUGUUACCAAGAAACCAAUGGCUUCAGCCUGGCAAGGAGAGGAUAUUCUUAGACGUCUUAAUGAUACAGGUAUUGGUAAAAAUGUGCUUAUUAGAAUAGCACAGAAUUCCCCCUCGGCUGUCUCUCCACAGCGUGACAGUGAACUGCUUGCUGCAGCAGGUGCUGCUCAAGUUCGAAGUUUAGAUUUCCAUCAUCUUAUGGGUGGAGGCGUCCUGCAUACCAAAAUGUGGAUUGUGGAUGGUCGGCACGUAUAUCUUGGAAGUGCAAAUAUGGACUGGCGGUCUCUUACUCAGGUGAAAGAAGUUGGCAUAGUUAUUAACAAUUGUUCAUGUUUGGCAAAUGACAUGAGCAAAAUCUUUGAGGUUUACUGGCAGUUGGGCAAGAAGGGAGCCGAUAUUCCACCUGUCUGGCCUCGCCCUUUGCAGACGCUCUUUAAUAUUGAGAACCAAAUGCCCAUAUCCCUCGGUGGGUUCACAGUUGACACUUAUCUUUCUAGUUCUCCACCUCCAUUUUGUCCGAAGGGAAGGAGCAAUGAUAUCGAUGCCAUUGUUGACGUUAUUAGUAAAGCUAAGAAGUUUAUUUACAUUGCUGUAAUGGACUAUUUCCCAAAGAUGCUGUUUACUAAGAGAAAGAUAUUUUGGCCUGUCAUUGAUAACAGCCUCCGUGCUGCAGCCAUGGAGAGAGGUGUUCGUAUACGUGUUCUGGGCUCCCAUUGGAAUCAUACGCGUCCUGAUAUGAAAUAUUACUUAAAGUCAUUGCAAGAUCUGACCAGCACAGCAACCGUGAUGGACAUUGAAACGCGCUUGUUUGUAGUUCCAGCAUAUACAGAAGAGCAGCAAGAAAUACCAUUUGGCCGAGUUAACCACAACAAGUACAUGGUGACGGAUAAUACUGCUUAUAUUGGCACCUCAAACUGGAGUGCAGACUACUUUAUCAACACAGGAGGAAUUGGACUAAUUGUUAAUGAAACGGAUUCAACUUUAUCAAAUUCAGACAGUGAUGUGCAAACUUUGUCUGUCCGCCAGCAACUUCAGGCAUUAUUUGAACGAGAUUGGACUUCAGAACAUGCUAAACCCAUAGAUGAGUUCUUCUAGUAAUGGGAAGAGUUGUAUGUUUUACUGAAUUACUGUAACUAUAUUAUAUUUUAAUGUAAGAGUUUGAAAGGUAGAUAUAUCUAAGAUAUUGUAAUAUAUUGUUAUUUACAAGUUAAUGGAUAUUUUAGAUACUAUAUAAGUCAUCCAUUUCAAAAAUUCUCUUGACUGUUUUAAGUGACAUUUAGGGAGCCAGUCGACCAAGCGGACAGCACGCUGGACUUGUGAUCCUGUGGUCCCGGGUUUGAUCCCAGGCGCCGGCGAGAAACAAUGGGCAUAGUUUCUUUCACCCUAUGUCCCUGUUACCUAGCAGUAAAAUAGGUACCU
This is a messenger RNA of Procambarus clarkii (red swamp crayfish), 2033 nucleotides long. Its product is annotated as 5'-3' exonuclease PLD3. NCBI's taxonomy places the organism in Eukaryota, Metazoa, Arthropoda, Malacostraca, Decapoda, Cambaridae. The record is from RefSeq and is a predicted model, not a curated record. Gene Ontology annotation, molecular function: catalytic activity.